Drosophila miranda is the source of this 2572-nucleotide messenger RNA. RefSeq lists its product as uncharacterized. The transcript is spliced from 3 exons. NCBI's taxonomy places the organism in Eukaryota, Metazoa, Arthropoda, Insecta, Diptera, Drosophilidae. The coding region runs from base 51 to 2162 and encodes 703 amino acids. The record is from RefSeq and is a predicted model, not a curated record.
AUUUCAUAUUUUUUUUAACGGAAAUGUGUUGAUAAGGGCGAGGCGAGGGCAUGUUAAAAACUAAAUACCAACUAAUUCCGACUGACGACGAGCAUUCGCUCAAGGAAAAAAGCUCUGCACCAUGGAUACUGCAGUUUGGCCUUAUAUUUGUAGGGCUCGUGACUCUGGCUUUGUACACUUGGAGUCCUGGAAUAGUUCAGUUGGAGGCCAGUACUUUGGGUACUCCGACAGCGGUUGAGGCGUUCAUCAAUUUGGAGGCGGUUUCUGUAAGCUCUGUUUUUGAACAGUCUACCACGGACAAUGAAUACUCAAAAACGGCCAGCGAAUCCUCAACCACGGGCAAUGAAUACUCAACCACGGAUAAUGGACAGUCAACCACGAACAUAGUCUAUGACCAAUCGACGGCAAGGACCACUGAAGCAUUACAGCCGGAGACAAAAAGAAUAAAGUUCUUUGUGAAUACCCCUCAGUGUCAAAUGCCAUAUCUUAACCCCUUCUCCAGAAAUAUCCUAAAAAUAUACCACAGGAAACGCUAUGUAGUGUGUGAUAAGGACCCGGACAUGCUUAAAGUCAUCUACAAUGAAAAAGAUCAGACCUACAAACUGCACAGAAACGAUCCCAAUUCUACAUGUUGCUACAAGCAGAUCUUAAGAGCAGGAGUUCGGACAACAGCUGACUCCAAGUACAAGUUGCUGUCGUGCGUUACGUUCCCCCAGGAUUUUGUGGUACCUCCAGACGUAGAGGCAGUGAUAACUGAAUGCCGUCGACCUAACAGUUCGAAAGUCUUGCAAAAGGAUGGCUUCAGUUUCGUGCAUCCACAGAAGCCACACCCAAUGCCUUCAUCAUCUCCUAAGAAAAGGCCCAGCGUCCUGCUCUGGGGUAUCGAUUCGCUUUCACGUAUGAACUUUGAGCUAACCAUGCCCUUGACGUUCAAGUAUUUUCGGGAACAGCCUUGGUACGAGCUGCAGGGUUAUAAUAAGAUGGGCGACAAUACCUUUCCUAAUCUAAUGGCAAUUCUCACGGGCUUCAAUCAAACCCGAUCAUAUUCAAAGUGUCGACCAACCGCAGUGGGUGGCCUGGAUGCCUGUCCCAUGAUCUGGAAGAGAUUUAAGGAGGAAGGCUAUGCGACCGCCUACGCCGAGGACUGGGCGAGUAUUUCGACAUUCGAAUAUCUAAAGAAGGGCUUUCGCACGCGUCCCACGGACGUGUAUGGACGCCCUCUGGUCCUGGCCCUGGAGAAGGAACUGAAGAAAAAGUAUAUAAAGGAAAUUCCAUACUGUUUGGGACGAAAGUCUUCCGCUGAGUAUAUCUACGACCUGGCCGAGCAGUUUACAGAGGUUCACAAGAAUCGUAGUUUCUUUGGCAUGUUCUGGACCAACUCCUUUAGCCACAACGACUUUUCCUUGCUAUCGGCCAUGGAUGCCAGGAUGGUCCAGUAUAUGCGAACCCUGGACCACAAUGGGAUCAUGCAGAACACCAUCAUUAUCUUCUUCAGCGAUCAUGGCACCCGAUUCGGGUUGCUGCGUAAAUUAGCGAGCGGUUUUCUAGAGGAGCGGCUACCGGUUAUUUAUAUACGUCUCCCGAAAUGGAUUCGGGACAAGUAUCCGCAGUUUCUGGACAACUUGAAGGCAAACAAGAACCGGCUGACUUCACCCUACGAUAUCCAUGCCACACUCAAGCACAUCUUGGAGCUGGACACACCCGCGGAACAGUUGCCCCGACCAGAGGGCUGUCCAACCUGUCACAGCGUCUUCCAAGCGGUAUCCUUGUCCAGAAACUGUUCCCUCGCAGGCAUCGACGACCAUUGGUGCGGCUGUGGCGGCUUCACGGAGGUUUCUCCCACAGAUCAAAUGGCCAAGACGAUAGCUGAACAGCUAGUGGAGGCCAUAAAUCAAUUUCUGAUCUCCCUGAAAGGCACGCAGAAGUGUCGUCAUCUGAAGCUUGACAAAAUAAUGUCCGUUCAUAGGAAGGGUAAAUCAUCUGUCUAUUUGAUCCAGCUAUCUAUUUCACCUGGCGGCGGUUUCCUCGAGGCCUCUGCCGACUGGAACCCCAAGACCCAAAAAAUAUCCACUAGUGUGCCCAGCAUCAGUCGAUUGGACUCGUAUGGGACACAGUCGCGGUGCGUUGAGGUGAAAGAAGCAAAGAAGUUCUGUGUCUGUUAAGCAUAAUCGGCUGCGAUCAGCCCCGGAUAACCGCAGGACCACAGCACAAAAAAGGAACCACCGUUUUGUAUCUGUUUGGCAUCUCGUGGCUAUUGUUCCGGUCUCUCAGAGCCACCACGUUUGAGUGCGGAUGGAGUCCAUCGUUAGGGACGAUCUUCUUGUGUAUGGUUUUGGUAUCUGCCAACUGUUUCCGCAACUAAUUUCAGGGUCGUGAUUGUGCAAAGAGCAAAUUAGUUGACAAUUACAUGACAAUUGGCAGAUACUAUUCUCGGAUAAUUGCCCAAGCAGUUGUCUCUUUUCAAUUACCAAUAUCAGAUUUUAGGGAAGAUGCAAAAACUAAUUAUUUCUAAUCGUAAAUCUUAAUACAUUUUUUAAUUUUCUUUCAAACUUAACAAUAAAUCAAUAGGUAA